GAGGGCAUCACCUCAUUAAAGAAUAAUGAUCAAGUAAUAGAAGGAAAUGCAUGUGAGUGGAUUAAUUUGGACUUAUUUGUAACUAUCUCAUCCUGUUAUAUUUUGAUAUUGUUUCUCAGAUUUAAUUUCUGUGACUUUUAUGUGAAGAUUGGGCAGUAGUGUGAAGUUGGCAAUGAGAAACCACUCCGCAAUAACAACAUUCACCGUACUGGGAUUGACAAAUGACCCACAACUACAGAUUUUGAUUUUCAUCUACCUGUUUAUCACAUAUAUGUUAAGUAUAAUUGGAAAUCUGACUAUCAUUUAUCUCAUCUUGGUGGAUUCUCAUCUAAAAACAGCUAUGUAUUUUUUUCUUCAAAAUUUCUCCUUUAUAGAAAUCACAUUCACAACUGCAUGUGUCCCCCAAUACCUGCACAUUAUAUCAUCUGGGGAUAGAAGCAUCACUGUCAAAGCAUGCUUUACCCAGAUAUUUUUUAUUGUCCUUUUUGCAGCUACAGAAUUUUUUCUCUUGGCCGUCAUGUCCUAUGACCGCUAUGUGGCCAUCUGCAAACCACUGCAUUACGUGACCAUCAUGAAUAACAGAGUCUGCAGGAUUCUCAUCCUCUGUUGUUGGGUAUCUGGAUUAUUGAUUAUCCUUCCAUUCCUUAAUUUGAGCCUCCAUCUGCAAUUCUGUGACUCUGUCAUUGACCAUUUUUACUGUGAUGCUUCUCCAUUGCUGAAGAACUCAUGUUCAGAUACAUGGUUCAUAGAGCAGGUUGUUAUAGUCUGUGCUGUGGUGACCUUCAUAAUGACCCUUGUGUGUGUGGUUCUGUCCUACAUAUUCAUCAUUAAGACGAUUCUAAGAUUGCCCUCUGCCCAGCAACGUAAGAAAGCUUUUUCCACCUGUUCUUCUCACAUGAUUGUCGUUUCUAUCUCCUAUGGCAGCUGCAUAUUUAUGUAUAUCAAACCUUCGGCAAAGGAUGAAGUGGCCAUAAAUAAGGCAGUUUCUCUACUCGCUACAUCUGUUGCCCCUUUGUUGAACCCCUUCGUUUAUACCUUGAGAAAUAAACAAGUAAAGCAGUCUUUCAAUGACAUCCUCAAAAGAUUUGCAUUUCUCUCAAAGAAGGAAUAG
Loxodonta africana (African savanna elephant) is the source of this 1111-nucleotide messenger RNA. Its product is annotated as olfactory receptor 6C2-like. Gene Ontology annotation, molecular function: G protein-coupled receptor activity; olfactory receptor activity. The transcript has a single exon. The coding region runs from base 173 to 1111 and encodes 312 amino acids. Lineage: Eukaryota; Metazoa; Chordata; Mammalia; Proboscidea; Elephantidae. Gene Ontology annotation, biological process: G protein-coupled receptor signaling pathway. Gene Ontology annotation, cellular component: membrane. The record is from RefSeq and is a predicted model, not a curated record.